AUGGCGAGCAAGCGCACUUUAGGAAUAGAUUUGAUUGAAAAUCCGUUUAUAAAGAAGAAGAAUUUGGAGUGGACAAUCGACCUGCCAGGGCAGGUCGAGUACACAGUACCGGCAGACCAGGUCAACAAAGGAAGAGAGCAAGCAGAGAAGGAAUCUGCGACACGAGUCCAGGUACGGCCAACUCAACCUGCCACUGCAGAUGUUGAAGCAGGCAAUGCCCAGGUGGAAGACCACCUGGCAUACUUCAGCGGGAUACUUGAACGGGCGACGUUGUCGCCGUAUCCAGACCAGAGUCCCCAUCUGCCAGUCGCCAACUACCAGCACCUGUACAACAGCAACUCUGGCAAUGCCAAGGGCAGCCACUUCAUCAUUCACCAACAUGACCACCCCGUGGCUGGCACACACUACGACUUGAGGCUGCAGAUAAACGAGACGAGCAGUGCGUCAUGGGCAAUCAUGUACGGUCUGCCUGGGGAUCCGAAUAGCGUGCGGCUGAACAGGAAUGCCACCGAGACCCGGAUACACUGUCUCUGGAACCACUUGAUAGAGACGGCCUCGGUACACACAGGCUCCCUCCUCAUCUGGGACACCGGGACAUACUCAAUCCUGCCUCGCCGCAGCAAGUACGCGCCAGCCAUUGACCCGGACUCUGAGCGUUCCUCGUCAUCCUCGGAGUGCUCACCCGCCAGCGGCGAUGAGCAUGCAGGCGGCACUAGGACCAGCCGCCGCCGCCGUGUCCUGACGGAACAGGAAAAGCUCCACAGAGCAUUCGCGAACCGCAAGAUCCGCCUGCAGCUGCACGGCACCCGCCUUCCCGAGAACUACGUUCUGAACCUGAGGCUCACGCGCAGCGAGGAUGCCGCGGGCCGGCAGCGCAGCCGGAGAAGCGCGGGCAAGGCACCAAGGAAACGGCGCCGCAGAGGGCUGCCCACAGCUUCGGAAGACAAGAAAGUUCCGAUCAUGACCAGCUCGGACGAAGAGGAGGAGGGAGAGGAAGAUGGCAAACACAGUGGGAAGCAGGAAGACAAAGACGAGGGCGAGGAAGACGUGGACGCGCCUAUCGUACAAGCGGAUCAGCACCAGGGAAUAUCCGCGCUCGAGAAGGAGCUGCGGGAGCUCGAGGAUGAGGACGUGCGCCGCACCAACGCCUACACGGGCGCACAGAAUUCGAUUGGCAGUGUGCACCAGCGGCGCUGGUACUUGUCGCUGGACAGGGAGGCUUGUGGGUUCACCAGACGGUAUAGAGGCCGCCAUGAGGGUCCUGGAAAGAAUGGCAAGAAAGUGGAAUGGGUGAGGAAGGAGACGCGUGACAAAGGAGUGGAGGCAGAAACGCAUGGGCAUCAGGAUGAGCGAGACGACGGUCGCGAUGGCAGACUCGAUUAUCCUUUCUAUGUACGAGGCGUGGAUGUCGAAAGGAGUGUGGUCACCGGGAGACGGGGGGCGGAUAUUCUCCGCGACGAGGGAGUUGUGGAAUAUGUUAAUCGGCAGGGGUGGCGGCCAGCUUUGAAUUAA
Microdochium trichocladiopsis is the source of this 1512-nucleotide messenger RNA. RefSeq names its product DNA polymerase ligase-domain-containing protein. The coding region runs from base 1 to 1512 and encodes 503 amino acids. The record is from RefSeq and is a predicted model, not a curated record. The transcript is spliced from 2 exons. Lineage: Eukaryota; Fungi; Ascomycota; Sordariomycetes; Xylariales; Microdochiaceae.